AAAAAAUGAACUAUUUUCAAACAAAGAAAAGAUAAAAUUCCUUGCUUGUAAACUUACGCUCUGCAGUUUAAUUGCUUUCUCCUUUGCAUCUCCAAAGGCAAAUUUGUGUUGCCCCUGCAGUUUAUUAACUGUUUUCAGGUUGCUUUCCAUUUUUAUAACGAGUUUCAAGAAUAAUAGAAAGGCGAGUAGAAAGCUGGGAUUUUGCUGAGGUUUUUUAAGAGAGAUGGGUAUGAAGCAAUAGGAGAGAAGAUCUUGUUUGGUGGGUGAUUAUACAUACAGUAAUGGAACCCCCAAGGGGGUUUCUGGCAUCUCUAUGGAACUUCAUCCGUUUCUUGCCUUACUUCAUUGGCCUUCUCAUCCUUGGCACCAUAAAAGGUGUCAUUUUGUGCCCAUUUAUACUUGUUAUAGUUACAGUUGGGAACUCUGCUAUAGUAUUGGGACUUUGGCCAGUUCACGUGUUCUACUCAUUUUACUGUGUCCUUAGCGCAAAACUAAUAGGCCCAGUUUUGAAACUCGUCUCUUGCAUCUGUCUUCCUAUCAUUUUAUUUUUGUGGUUACCGAUUGCAAUUGCCAGCAGCAUUGUUGGGGGGGCGGCAUAUGGUUUUCUUUCACCCAUGCUUGCCACUUUUCAAGCUAUUGACCUAGGAAAGGCUAAUAAACUUUACCACUGCAUUUAUGAUGGAACUUGGGAUACAGUCAAAGGGAGCUGUACUAUAGUUAGAGAUGUAGGGGACAUUUGUUACCAUUCCUACUUCUCAGUAAUGGAUGAUCUACGAAUUCAAAAGUCUUCAACUGGAAAAUAUUACGAGAUCAGGUUGCUUUACCUUCCUGUAGCACUAUUUUGUGGCUUGCUAGGUUCCAUGGUCGAUAUGCUAGUGAUCACUGUGAUAGCUGCCUAUAAAAGUCCUUAUAUGCUUAUCAAGGGAUGGUAUCGCUUGUUUCACGAUUGUAUAGGCCGGGAGGGACCUUUCUUGGAGACAAUCUGUGUGCCAUUUGCUGGUCUUGCCAUCCUGCUUUGGCCAUUGGCUGUUGUUGGUGCAUUCUUAGGCUCCAUUGUAUCGAGUAUCUUCCUUGGUGCCUAUGCAGGAGUUAUUCUAUACCAGGAGAGCUCUUUCUGGUAUGGGAUAUGCUAUAUUGUUGCCUCGAUAUCCAUAUACGAUGAAUAUAGCAAUGAUAUUCUUGACAUGCGUGAAGGAUCCUGUUUUCCCAGGCCAACAUACAGAGCGGAGACUACUUCAAGAACCAACUCCCAUGCAGGUUCUUUCUCGAAAUCUGAUUCUCUCGGAAACCCACCCAAUCGCUCAAACUCCAUGAACGCCUCUAUGAUUGAAUUGAAAGCCCGUGACUCCCGUGAGCUUGCUGAUGCCUUUUUCGAGGCGUGUCGGUGUAAUGGUGAAAUCUUGGCAUCUGAAGGUGUUAUAACACGAAAAGAUUUUGAAGAUGCCAAGUCUAGUCGAGAUAAUGGCAAGACCAUAAGUAUCGGUCUACCAGCAUAUUGUUUCCUCCAGGUGCUUCUACGUUCUGCCAAAGCCAACUCUGCUGGUCUGCUAUUAAAUGAUAAUACCGAAAUAACUAGCACAAACAGGCCUAAAGAUUCCCUAUAUGAUUGGUUUUUCAAUCCACUGUUGAUCCUGAAAGAGCAGAUCAAGGCUGAUAACCUCUCUGAAUCUGAAGAGAAAUACCUCGGUAGAUUGGUUCUGUUGGGCGGUGAUCCUGAGAGCCUGAAUAACUCGAAUAUUGGCUCGCCUCCUGAAUCUGAGCUAAGACGAGCUGAGCUCGAGGCAUUAGCUCGAAGGCUUAGAGGGAUAACCAAAUCUCUAUCGAGAUUCCCAACGUUUAGGCGGCGGUUUGAUAGCAGCAUGAAGAGCGUGUUAGACGAGCUAGCCAAGAAGAAUGGUGAGAGCAGAAAAUGUGAAGCCGAGGGCCAAAAUAUCCGCAGGUCGAAGAGCAUGUUUGUUAGGAUUUUUAGCCAGAAAUCUUUUAAAGACAAAAGAAGCAACACUGAAACUGAUCAAGAGGCUCAAAUGGUUGGUAACGAGGGAGAUAUUGAAAUCAAGUGAUUAAGGAUUGUAUGCUGUCGGGUCGGGGUGUGGGGCGUUUUGAGGUGCGGGAUUCCACUUUUUUGUCACAAGGAUUGAAUAUUGUGUGUAGGUGAAUGAGAGAUUUGUUUGAA
Ipomoea nil (Japanese morning glory) is the source of this 2173-nucleotide messenger RNA. RefSeq lists its product as uncharacterized. The transcript is spliced from 10 exons. The record is from RefSeq and is a predicted model, not a curated record. Bases 282 to 2060 code for a protein of 592 amino acids. Lineage: Eukaryota; Viridiplantae; Streptophyta; Magnoliopsida; Solanales; Convolvulaceae.